Messenger RNA from Pteronotus mesoamericanus, 2871 nucleotides. It is a transcript of the gene SPRTN, whose product is annotated as SprT-like N-terminal domain. Gene Ontology annotation, molecular function: polyubiquitin modification-dependent protein binding; single-stranded DNA binding; metalloendopeptidase activity. The record is from RefSeq and is a predicted model, not a curated record. Lineage: Eukaryota; Metazoa; Chordata; Mammalia; Chiroptera; Mormoopidae. Gene Ontology annotation, biological process: DNA repair. Gene Ontology annotation, cellular component: nucleus. The transcript is spliced from 5 exons. The coding region runs from base 336 to 1742 and encodes 468 amino acids.
GAAGUUACGGACGUAUCGUGAAGGCUGUAACAGCUUCCUGAAACCUUCCUUGGCCGGAGUUCUGGGAAACCAGGUUUUGAGCGCAUUAGGAGGUGUCAUGCUGAGCUCUUUUUCUUAAGCCUCAGAAUCUUGGCUUCCGCGUUCGGGGAAAACUCAGCUCUCGUUCUCGAUCCAGAGUUCCCCGAGUUCUCGCGAGAUCCGCGGGCUGAGCCGAGAGCAUCCAAACAGCCAGUAUCCCCUAGGAGCUGUACCGGGCCGUGGGAGCCUUAGUGACGGGAAGUCGCGUUCGGGAGCGAGCCUAACGCUGGCGGACCCCGCCUGGGAGCCUGGCAGCGAUGGAUGAGGACCUGGUUUUGGCACUGCGGCUUCAGGAAGAGUGGGACUUGCAGGUCUCGAAGCGCAGUCAGGCUCAGGAGCCCCUAUCACUGGUGGACGAGUCCUGGGAGCUGGUGGAUCCCACCCCAGACCUGCAGGCCCUGUUCGUGCAGUUCAACGAUCGGUUCUUCUGGGGCCAGCUGGAGGCCGUCGAGGUGAAGUGGAGCAGGCGAAUGACCCUGUGUGCUGGGAUAUGCAGCUAUGAAGGCAGGGGUGGAAUGUGUUCCAUCCGCCUCAGUGAACCCCUUUUAAAGUUGAGACCAAGAAAGGACCUUGUGGAGACCCUCCUGCAUGAAAUGAUACAUGCCUAUUUAUUUGUCACUAAUAAUGAUAAAGACCGGGAAGGGCACGGUCCCGAGUUUUGUAAGCACAUGCAUCGCAUUAAUCGCCUGACUGGAGCCAAUGUAACGAUAUACCACACCUUCCACGAUGAGGUGGACGAGUACCGGCGACACUGGUGGCGCUGUGACGGGCCAUGUCAGCUCAGAAAGCCCUACUACGGCUACGUCAAGCGUGCCACCAACAGGGCCCCCUCUGCUCAUGACUACUGGUGGGCUGAGCACCAGAGCACCUGUGGAGGCACUUACGUUAAAAUCAAGGAACCGGAGAACUACUCAAAAAAGGGCAAAGGGAAGACAAACCCAGCAGCGGCCGAGAACAAAGAUAAACCCAACAGAGUUGUCCCGUUUAGUGGGAAAGGACAUGUUCUAGGAGAAACAAACAAUUCCGCUUCAUCUGGGAAGUGCACCCCUUCGUGUGCUGUUACUAAAACCCAUGAUCGUUUAAGUCAAGACCAUUCAGCAAACGCCAUGAGACCAAAUUCUACAACUGAGGUGAAAUUUGAACAGAACGGUUCAAGGAAAACAGCUUCUCUAGUCUCUCCUGUUCUUAACACCUGUCACCAAAGUGUUUUAAGCAACUACUUUCCUAGGGUAACAAUUGCCAAUCAAAAGGCCUUCAGGAGUGCGACUGGGUCCCCAAGGAAAAUUGUCACAGUUGGUGACAUCAGUAAAAUCUCCGUCUCUUCUGUUUCUCAGAGAAAGGCUUCAUCUUCUAAGAUAGCCCUGAGAAAUUCUUUAAAAGCAGUGGAAUCAACAUGUGUAUCCCUGGACGCAAGUGGAUCUAAACAUGAAUUUCCGAGUAAACGACCCAGGCUGGAAGACAAGACUGUUUUUGACAAUUUUUUCAUCAAGAAAGAGAAAAUACAGAACGGUGGGAAUGAUCCGAAGUGUAGCCCACACCCUGCAGCGGCAGCGCAGGACUCCAGCGGUCCGUCCAGUGAGGGCAAAGUGGUCUGCUGUCCUGUUUGUCAGAACAAGGUUUUAGAGUCUCAAAUUAAUGAACACUUAGAUUUCUGCCUUGAAUGACAACAUCAGGAUCAAAAGCAGCAAAAAUCUUUGGGAAAAAGUGAGGGUCGCAAAAAAGGGUCUCGCAUGCCACCACCAAUACCUCACCAAGAGCGUCAGUCACUCAGGAAGUUCUGGCUAACACUUAAGAUUUGUAGUUUGUAACCUAGUUCACACAACCAACACAAAAUGUUCUAUUUUAUAUAUACAUUGGAUGUUGUAAUUUAAAAUAUUUCUCUAAAGGCACUGUAUUUAUAUUUCCUCUUGCCUUAUGUAUACUCUGGCCCAGUUUGUUCUGCAUGUUUACAUGUGUAAUUUCAGAUAUUUUUGUUCUUUCUUGCUCUUAAAAGCUUUUAAGAUCUGUUCAUCUUUCUACUUGCAUAAUUUAUAAAUAUUUGGUUAAACUGAGUAUUUCCUUAUGAAUAGUAAAACUCAUUCCCAGUACUAUUAGUAUUUAUAGUGUUAGGCAUAUUGACCAAAAACACAAUCUUCAGUGCAGAAUAUGUUAUGUUUGGGUACUUAAGGUAUUUUUAAAAUUUUUAAAACUUUUUUCCUCUCAAAUCUUAACAGGAAAUACAUUUUAUAUAUUUGAAAGAAUUUUAUUUGUUUUACUUUGGUGGCAUCAGAUUUUAAAGUAGAGUAUGGUAAAACAAAAUUCUUUCGGCAUAUCAUUAGUAUCAAAUAGCCACUGUAAUUCUGCAGGCCAGAGUUGAGUUGUUUUCUCAAAGUUUAGCAAAAUGAGCGGCUAAAAGUUGGUGCUAAGUAACUAAGAUAUGUAACAAAGCAAACCUAGUUUAUGUAACGCUGGAAUUAUAUUACGGCCCUUUAAGCCAAAGUUGAAACUGUUAACAGUAAAAGGAAUACCGUUUGGUAAUUUAAAUAUAUUUUUAAAUUGAUACAGUGAAGGGACACACACGCUUUUAGCAGUUGCCUUCUGUGUCACGGCUAUACCUCCAGCGUGCUGUCAUCUUCACAGGUUUUCUUUUUCCUUUGGGCACCGUGGCUCAUCUGUACAGAAGGUGCAGAGAGAUCCUCACUGUGAAGCUGGUGACCGACUGCAUCAGUUACCACCCACACCCAAGGUGUCCUCACCGGUGCCUCUGCCCUGCUAAUCCCCAAAGCCUCUGAGUAACCCGUUUUCUCCACUGUC